Messenger RNA from Misgurnus anguillicaudatus (oriental weatherfish), 2304 nucleotides. The record is from RefSeq and is a predicted model, not a curated record. Lineage: Eukaryota; Metazoa; Chordata; Actinopteri; Cypriniformes; Cobitidae.
AUGAACGGCAGCACUCACGGAGUCUCUGUCACGUUCCUCCCUUCAGAAAGGUUAUUUUCUCCCCCUCCCACCAAGAGAAGGUGUGGGAAUCGGGAAUGGUUCAACGAAACAGGUUCGUGUUCAACCAGGUCAAGCGUGAGUUCGGCACCAGUUCCCCCAGUGCCCCGCUUAAGAAAUUCCCUUCCUCCACCCACGAGGUUGAAACGGAGGACAGAGGACAGUUUGCACAAACACAAGUGUGGUGUGAGUUUAAUAAAAUCAGUCCCUGUGCAUCCAGGCAAUGCGCCGAGGGCACAGCAAUGUUCAAAUAUAAAAAUAAAAAGUCAUAUAAAAAUAAAGACACAAAUGACAAUGAAUCUGUCUGUUUCGGAGCUGCAAUCCCCAGCUCUCCCACUAGAUGGCGCCACCGCGCCACUGGUGAACGAGAGUUUCAGCGGCCCCCUUGCUGUUCAGUCGGCGAAUUGGCGCGCAUGCGCAGUACACCCCUGGGUUUUGUCCACGAUAAAAAGGGGUUAUCGCCUGCAAUUUGCUGUAAAACCACCACGUUUCAGCAAAAUUCUAAUGUCAACAGCAGAAGGGGCCUCGGCUCAGGUUUUAGAAGAGGAAAUAAACUCUUUAUUGAGCAAAAGAGCCAUUCGGGUGGUACCACCGGAGCACAGCCAUCAGGGGUUUUACUCCCGGUAUUUUCUCAUCCCGAAACGAGGGGGGGGUCUCCGUCCCAUCCUAGAUUUGCGGAGCCUCAACAAACACCUCAGGACGUACAAGUUCAAAAUGCUCACACUCAAAACACUGUGUCAAUUUAUUCGUCCAAACGACUGGUGUACAUCAGUAGAUCUGAAGGACGCUUACUUUCACAUAAGCAUUUACCCAGCGCACAGAAAAUUUCUCAGGUUUGCCUAUCAAGGCACAGCCUACGAGUUUUUGACGGUUCCAUUCGGGCUCUCUUUAGCACCGAGGGUGUUCAGCAAAUGCGUCGAGGCAGCGCUCACGCCGUUAAGAGUAGCGGGGCUCAGAGUGACAGCUUAUUUAGACGAUUUGCUUCUUUGUGCCCCGUCACGAGUACAGGCGGAGAGGGAUACGGAAAAGCUCGUGUCUCAUUUAGUGAAUUUAGGCUUCAACAUAAACGAGGCAAAAAGCUGCUUAGUACCCACACAGGAGAUAAUUUACUUAGGGCUUAGACUGAACUCAGCCCGGUAUCUGGCUUUUCUAUCGGAGGAACAAAUCAAAUCGAUUCGCGGUUGCCUUGCCCUAUUUCAGAAGGGGAACAAGGUUUCAUUCAGACUGUGUUUACGCCUCCUGGGGCUUAUGGCCUCUACGAUAUCAGUCGUUCCGCUGGGAUUGCUGCGAAUGAGGGAGUUUCAGCACUGGAUAGCGGCGCAGCGCUUGUGUCCGAAACGUCACCUCAACCGCAGGGUGGUAGUGUCGUCUCAGUGCAUGGAUGCCCUCCGUUACUGGAGACAACGCUCUUUUCUCGAGUCGGGAACCCCGUUAGGGACGGUCUCACAGAGGAAAGUGGUGACGACGGACGCAUCUCUGUGGGGUUGGGGUGCAGUGUACGAGGGCAGAGCAAUAAAUGGAAAAUGGCCCGACACGCUCCAGAGCGCGCACAUCAACUUUCUGGAACUAUUAACAGUUUACCUUGCACUAAAGCACUUUGUGCGGUUCCUAAGAAACCACCACGUUCUGAUCAGAUCGGACAACACAACGGCGGUGGCAUACAUAAAUCGCCAGGGGGGCACUCGGUCUGCUCAGCUUCAUUAUCUAGCACAGAAGCUGAUCGUUUGGGGGACAAAGCAUUUUCGUUCACUACGGGCGACACAUGUCCCAGGGAUAUUGAAUGCGCGGGCGGACCUUCUGUCCAGAGGGAAUCCCCUGCACGGGGAAUGGACUCUCCACCCGGAGGUGGUGAGUCAGCUGUGGCUGAGGUUCGGCCGAGCUGCCGUAGAUCUCUUCGCCUCGCACGAAAACACUCAUUGCCCUCUAUACUUCUCUCUAGCAAGAGACGGUGCACCUAUGGGUGUGGAUGCUCUAGCACACCCGUGGCCAAAAGCUCUGUUGUACGCGUUCCCCCCACUGAGCCUGAUUGUGCCAACUCUAAGAAGGAUAAGAGAGCACGGACAUUCGGUAAUACUGAUCGCUCCACGCUGGCCAGGCAGGAUCUGGCUGGCGGAGAUAAUGCAGUUGCUAUGCGACCAGCCGUGGCCUCUCCCGCUGCGCAGGGACCUUCUGUCACAAGCGCGAGGAGAGAUUUUCCAUCCUGCCCCUGACAAAAUAGCUCUUUGGGCUUGGCACGUGAAAGGUUAA